GGGAGAGAGAGAGAAUGGUCAUAUCAUAUUUGGCAUCAGCAUUAUCAUCACAUGAGUGACUCGUGUCCUGCGCAGUGGGUGCCAAUGGGUGCCAAAAGCAAGAUCAAGAUGUAAACACACAGGUGCCAGGGGCUGCCACAAGCUGCCAGGGGUCGCUUGCCCCCCGCUGGGAACAGGAAGCAUAACACACACUCCCCACCAGUAAUAAGCACCAAUUAUCGCCUCUCUUGAUGCCCUCUGCCUUGCUUGGUCAUCAAUACAUUAAGAACUAUUGUGUUUAUUAAUAUUUUGGGGUUGGGUUUGGGGAAAGUGUUCGUUAAGUGACGUCCGAGCUUCGUCAUCAGCUGGAUCCGAAGACUCAACACGGAACCUCACCACUCACUCGUCACCUAUCCUCGCCCUUAUUAAUCACCUCUGCGCAACACCACCAAAUGUGUGUUUGUUGCGGUUCUUUGUCGAUAUUUGGUAAAGCACUCGUGGAUUGAUGUGAGCCUCGCUUGGAGUCAUUGCUUGGACUCCAUACUCAGCUGGACUGUUCCCUAUCCCUCUCCUUUCCCCGUCCCUGACCUCAACCACGCCGUGCAGCCCUUCAGGUCCUCGCCUCGCCCGCCCAAGGGACUCGCCAAGAUGCAGUGGAAGCUUCCUGCCUCCGCAACUGUUGUAGUGUGAUCUCAGGCUGGCCGUAACGGUAAACAAACACUCGGCAUAAGGAAAAGCACGCCAAAAGUCCAUCUGGCACUUAGGAACUGGCCUCAUAAGUGCCUCAAGCUGGGGGGCUGCCAAGACCCCCGCUCAGGAGAAAUGUGCUUGCCAUCCCCCUGUCAACACUCUUUGUGCAACACCUGUAUGCUGUGAGGCUGAGACCAAGGCCAAGAGCAGUCCUGAUGUCGCGGUCACUGAGCCCCGAGGACCGGCGGGAGCUGGGGCGCCUCACCAAAAUCCUGACACAGAAGGUGGUGCAGGUGGUGGUGCAGAGCCGGCUUGGGGAGAAGGCACACACCAGGUCCAAGUCUCCAGUGCAGGGGUCUGACUGGUUUAACCUGGGCAUUGAGGACAUAGGGGAGAUCCAGCAGGAGACCAAGAAGGGACUCGGCGGACACCUUCCAGAAAAGGGGAAGCCGUUAGUGGUGGAGAUCAUGCUAAGGACGCCCACUCUGGACAGUCUCGUGCUGGAGUUGUGGACGCUGACAGUGCUGGAUGCCUGUGACACUUCCCCAGCACGCAUCAACCCAACGAUAUACAACAGGAUGACGGUGCUGCUCAAGUCCCUCCUCUCCGUGACGCGCAUCACUCCCGCCUACAAGCUGGCAUUCCGGCAAGGCCCGGACUCCUUCAUCAUUUGCUACAGAGUGUAUCUCGGAGAUCCUGACUAUGAGUGUCUUGGGGAGAAUUCAGUCCAGGCUCGGCUGGGUCAAGUCACCACACCAGAGUCCACACUGCUGCUGUGUGUGUCGUACCGCACCCAGAUCACCCUGGCGCCGCCCGUCCGCAGCCCCGUGCAUGACCCCAUCAUGCUGAAGAGCGACCACUUCAAGCCAGAGAUUUCCCCAAGGCACUGCAGAAGGGGCACUGAUCGGGGAACGGACAGCUCUGAGGCAACACAGACCUCAGACGAAAGCCAGGAUGCAGGUCGGCUCUUCACCACCUCUCCUCCUGACCACCCGUCAACCCCACGCUCCAGAACCAGCAGUGAGAGCAGCUGCCGAGGGCAUUCACAGCAGCAGCCAGAACGCAAGAUAUCAGUGGCCUUUGUGGACGCCAAGCCUCCCAAGCCUGAUGAUUUCUUCCUCCCAGACAUCCCAUUCUCCAAUCUGCUCACCUCAACUGUGGAGGUGCAGGCCAAGGGUGAGAGGGAGGCUGCAGCACCUCAGACUCAGGAGAAGGGUGCUGGUGGAGUAGCCACAGUGGAGGGAGGGGAGAAGGUUGCCAUGACAGGCUCUGAUGGUUCGCACAAAUCCACCGCCUCAGCUCAGCUCAAGGAAGAAGCAGACUUUGUUAUGGUGGAGUUGAAAACCCCCUUUGCUGGAAUGCAGGAUGCCGGGAAUGACCUUGGCACCUUUUACCGCGAGUGCCAGAAUGCCCCACAGCUGCGGAUGUUUGCCGACACACCAGAGGAUGAGAUAAGCGACCUGGCAGAGCAGCUCCUGACCUUUGAAGGAUACGUGGACGACUACAACGAGCUGGUGCGUUCCUUACACUCUGAAGAAAGCCCAGGCAGCUCUCAGUGAAACCUGGGAGAGUCAUCACUGCUUGUCCUCUCACACUCCUGUUGUAGCCUUGUGUUUAGUUCAAAGUGAGACAGGUAAGGGUUUGUGUUCGGACGCCAAAGAACUGCUACUGCUGUGUGUUCUCUUGUGCUCAUGUUGCAGCCUUGUGUUGUGUUUUGAUUGCACAUGAGAAGGAUUUUAGUGACUGGUGCACUGUGCUUGUCUCCUACUGCACCAGAGAGAGAGAGAGAGAGAGAGACUAGCCCUAAGUCAAGGCUUAAGAAUUGCUUUUUAUUGUUCUUUUCUGGCUGUAUUUUGUUUACAAGUAAAUAAGUUAUAUGCAGCAAAGUCCAAACUGAGUGUUCCUGAGAAGGGCAUAGUGUGUGUAUGUGUGCGUGUGUGUGUUUAACAGCUACCCAGAUGGGGGCCAGCGAACAAAUGAUAAAAGAAAUGAUGACACUAAACUAGAUUUUCAGUGAUGAACAUCUUAUGAAAUAUUUAAUCUUUAGAUACAUGAAACCUCAAGCAAAUAUUUAAUCAAUAGAUACAUGAGACCUCGAGCAUUAAGAUAGAUGAAUACAGCACCUGAGGUAAUAAGUAAAUAUUAGGACUACUACAUGAAGCUAAAUUAGAUGAUUUAAGAUGAUCAACAGUUGCAGGUAGGAGAAUGGAAGGUUGUAAUAGUGUAGCAGAGAAAAUAUUUAACGUAUACACAGCAGAGUAGGGGACACGGGACAGCUAUGUGUUUCUUCGUAGUAAACCUGAGUGUCAUUUGCCUCAUUAUCAUUAUUCUUCUCACAAGUGGACGUGUUAAUGCAGGACGCUGGGAGUCUUGAUGAUUCCCAGAUAGGAAGGAUGUGGACAAGUAUUGGAAGUUAAUACAAUCACUUUAAUAUUGUAACGUUUGAAUUAGUAGGGAUUAUCACAGACUACAGCAGGGUACAAUUGGUUCCUUCAGGUUUUACUCAGUAAGAAAUGUUCCUUGAGACAGACGAGCAUGGCGGUGGUGGUGGCCAUCUCUGUGCAAUGAAGUUUAGUCCAAUGAUGUUGUUGUAGAGCUGUGUUUUAUGUCACUGAGUUUCUUAUAUCUUUUAUGUAAUGUUUUAAUAAUUCUUGUUUAACAAGUAAAUGGUGGAUGAGGCAAUGGUGUGCGUGUCGGUGGCUGAAAAGUGUUGCAGAGGUGUGUGAAGAGGAUUCCUGCUGGAAGUUAGAAAAAAGGGAUACCUGUGUGGAGGAGUAUGCUUUGCGGUCAAAGAGACAAACUGCCGAAGUCAAGGGAGCAAAAGUUAGCAUUUAACUACUAACAUUGUGGUAAUGGAUGGCCUAGAAGAUAUUGAAGGCUCCUUGCCAAUGAACAAAUUGCAGCACUUGUCAGCUAUGUAGGGUGUUUGAUUCCUCAGAUAAAGAAAAAGACAUGUACUAGGAAGAGCUCACACCUGCAUGUUAACUAUAGCCACAGCUAUAACCAGCCACACCAGUGUACCGCCACACAGCCUCAAUGCACAGCUGAACUUAUAACUCUGGCAUUGUUGUCGUAAAGUAGAAGGAUGACCGCUUCUCGUGGCUUUUAUCUUAUACUUUGUAAGUGAAUCUUGACAGUGGGAGGAGGAGCCACUUUUCUUUGAUAGCCUUGUCCUGAGGCAGUGAUUCUCCCCAACAAAUACAUUGCCUGGAGUUAAGUAAGUUUUUAUGUUCUAUUUUUACUGUAUGUAUAUAUAUUUGAGCUUUUUAUUUGAAUUAGUAUUUUUGUUGAAGAACAUAUAUUUCUCCUUCAAAUACCUGUCCUUUUCAAAUGUUCAUAUCAUCCGUUUCCUUGAACACAAUCCCAUCAUCCAUUUCUUGGUUUCACCCCAACAUUCAGUGCAAGCUGCUGUGCCUCAGUGCUCAGAGCCUGCAGAACUGAGCCAGCAGAAUACACUCACUGUCUUACUCUUGGAGAUUUCUUGUCUGUUUUCUCACUUGCUGGAAGAACACACGGGCACACCACACAUUUGCACUUUGUCUUUGGAGUGAUGGACACCUGUUUGAAUAUACACGUUUCUAAUUGCUGUGACACUCUUUGUCUAUCACUCAUUAUAUGUAUCCAGUUAUAUAUAAAAUACACAAAUAGGCAAAUUUGUACCCACACUGGCUGGACCAUUUACAUUUAAUUUAGUUUUUCUGUAAUCCUGAGCUCAGAAUUGAUUCUGGCAUGAGGUGGCAGUUUAGCACAAAAUAUUCUAAUAUUCAAAAUUCCAAGUUUUCUAUGGUUUUCACACAACUCUACUUUGGUGCCCAACAUACCAGUGUGUCCCAUCAGCUGUGAGGAAAGAGUGAGUCUCAGAAUGAUGUCUUUGUCCUCUGCCUGCCAAGAAGCCUUCACUUGGCCUGAUGGAUCACCCUUCAUCCUAAAUCAUUUCAGCUCGCCUGCUUCCCAUCAUGCACAUCAUGACAAGUGCAUCACCUCACCAGGAACACAUUCAGACACCCUGAGGAGUGAUGUAUUUCUCACUCAUCAUGUGCAUGAAAGAACAACACAAGCUGUCUCCAGUAUACAGAACUUGUCAGUGCUUUGGCUUUUUGUGUGUUUCAGAAGCUGCCAGGCAUUGUAUGUCAUCUCUGAUAUAUAACACAAAUUGGCUUCUUAAAUAUGUAAUAUUGAAAAUAAUACUGGGCAAGGUUUCUCUACAGUAACUUCUCACAGUGCACAAAGUGUAUCUCAACAGUAACUUCUCACAGUGCACAGAAUGUAUGUGAAUAUUUUAUCAUUCUGAUGGCAUUUUAUUUGACCUGAAAGUGACUGUGCUUGUAUUGUCUCCAGCAAGACAGACUCUUCAGUUUUCCCUUCAAUAUUUUACCUAACAGCACAGCACAAAAUAGCUCUUAGCAUUGUUUACCAAAAUUCAUCUCGAUACAGAAUGUGCAAGUGUGUCGAAAUCCUGGUGAGAAAAUACUGCAGUGGUUCCUUGCAGCAUCCCAUCAGUGUUUCAUGAGUAGUGGCACAGCUGUUGUCCUUCACAUAUCAAGGCACGCUGUCUCCCUGCCGUCAGUGUGCCAUCACCAACACGCCAAGUCAAAAUACCCCAAAUUAUUCUAUUUAUUGUACUUAUAUGUAUUUAAGGCUUUUGAUAUACAUAUAUAUUUUUUUAAUCCCCUAAUAAUUAACCAGAUGUGUGAGCAGCUGUGCUUUUGGUCAAGGAUUUCAGAGAUGAGGAUGUUAAUUAUUGUGUUUGUGUUGUACAAAGCACAACAGCCUCUCAACACAUGACUUGGUGUCAUGUGUGCACUCUGCUUUUUUUCCUUGUUCCAGGAGCUGAGGUCAUAGCAAAGGUGCAUCACCAACAGAGGUGAUGGUGGAAACUUGUGAUGCAUAAUGGAAUGAUGUGAAGUGAAAGCCAUUUAUAGAAUCUUGUAACUCAUUCCAUAUAUACUUUAGCUGAUGCUUCCUGUAUAGUUGAGCAGAAAAUAUUCAGCCAAACUUUUACAUUGUAUUAAAGUAAGUCAGAACAGUUGAAAAUUUGUGGAAUCUGAUAUGGAAAAGGGAGUCCCUUAGAUGAGGACAUGCCAUGUGAGCGAUUGCAGCGCGAACUCUUGCCAAACACACUACUAGUGACCCGACUGUAGUGUUUUCAGUCAGCCCUAUCCUCUCCUCCCCGAUGCAGAGGGAGGAGACACAUUCGUAAAGACUCUGUAGCUCACGUACUAGCUGUAGUUUCCUAGAAUUCAUUUUCUUGGUAGUGAUAAUAUCAAUUGUUCCACAUACUCCCCAGCAGAUGUUUGUAGUGGUGUACCAGACUUUUCUGUUCCAGCUGUAAUCAGUCCCAGCAGAAUGGCUUACUUGUUGCUGUCACUCGGGUGUGGGUGAGGAUCGGCAGUGGUGGCGUUUACUCUGUUUUGUGAUAGACGAGGUAAUCUUGAUUAGGUCGGCGUCCUUUCCUACAUUAGAGAAGGAUGCCGCCCAAGGUGUUCACUUUGUGGUUAUCUUGUCGUCAUCUCAUUUUUGGCAUUGUGAUGGAAAACUGUGUAAGCUAAAAAUACCUCCUUAAUUAUUAGGUUAUGUUUUGCCUUAUGAGAAAAUAGGGAAGUGUUAUUGCAAGGCGUGACAUGUUUCCACAGUCAGAACUGUUUAUAUUAUGGAAAUCUUUGACUUGUAUAAAUAUUUUGAGAUUGUGAAAUAAAUUAUGUGUAAUGUAA
This is a messenger RNA of Scylla paramamosain (green mud crab), 6380 nucleotides long. Its product is annotated as autophagy-related protein 13-like. The transcript is spliced from 10 exons. Bases 885 to 2228 code for a protein of 447 amino acids. The record is from RefSeq and is a predicted model, not a curated record. Gene Ontology annotation, cellular component: phagophore assembly site; cytosol; Atg1/ULK1 kinase complex. Gene Ontology annotation, biological process: protein localization to phagophore assembly site; piecemeal microautophagy of the nucleus; mitophagy. NCBI's taxonomy places the organism in Eukaryota, Metazoa, Arthropoda, Malacostraca, Decapoda, Portunidae.